AUGCCUACCCCCACAUUCCACCCCAACCUAGACAGCCCCUCCUUUACGCCCUCCAAGCAGCUCAAUGGCUGUCCAGAUUCUCACCCGUCGCCCCGCUCACAGUCAUCGUGGAAAUCUGUCUUUCGCAUCCCCAACACCUCCUCCAAGAAGCUGCCAAUAAACGGUCCUCCGCUGCUUCUCGAGACCCAUGCCCUGCCGCAGUCGGCCCAGAGCAGCACCUCCCACACUCCCGUCACGCCCACAGCCUCUCUCACCCCUGCCACAUACCUUUCUGACCAACGAUCCUCGUACAACUCCUCUAAUACCCAGUCAAGCGACUCUAAUGGUGGACUGACAUCCAAAGGACACUACAUGCCCCCUCUAGGCCACGGCUUCCCCUCAACAGACGGACUUUCGGUGACAACGCCUGCCCGAUCACGACAACACACCAAGUCAGAACGGGCGCGGUCCAACGCCGCGCGCCAUCCGCCACCCCCUCGUAUCCAACCACUAACGGCUGAUCCAUCCCAGACCUCUUUCAAUACACCCUCAACACCGUCGAAAUCUCGGUCGAAUGGGCCGCUGAGCCCGAAGUCGGUCGGCGCCUCAGCAUCACGCUUCAUUCGGCGCGUAGCGUCCGCCCCCAACGCCAAGGGGCUGUUUUCGAUAGGGUCCAAGUCGUUGGCAGCGACGACGAAGAACGGUAUGCUGGCACCAGCGGACGCCGUGCCCCCUCUGCCGCCGCUGGUGUCGAGCUCUUUAGAACAGGGCCAGGACUCUUUGGAGACGGUGUCUUCCGGCUCAUCCAGAGGCCAGAUAUCCCGGUCACCUCCCAUGACAGCUCCGCUGAGCAUGAAGAUUGCGAGUGCCAAUGGCCUGCCUCCCCCUCCCAACAAGAUAGCCUUCAGACGGACGUACUCGAGUAACUCAAUCAAGGUUCGACAGGUGGAGGUUAGCCCGUCGAGUUUCGUCAAGAUCAAAAUGCUGGGGAAAGGAGACGUUGGACGAGUGUAUCUAGUACGGGAGAAGAAAAGCGACAAGCUUUACGCAAUGAAAGUUCUGUCCAAGAAAGAGAUGAUUGAACGGAAAAAGAUCAAACGCGCGUUGACAGAGCAGGAAAUAUUGGCAACAGCCAACCACCCCUUCAUUGUUACUUUGUACCACUCAUUUCAGUCGGAAGGGUAUCUCUACUUCUGCAUGGAAUACUGCAUGGGGGGCGAGUUCUUCCGCGCACUGCAGACACGACCCGGUAAAUGCCUCCCCGAAGACGGUUCCCGGUUUUAUGCCGCGGAGGUUGUGGCAGCGCUGGAAUACCUACAUCUAAUGGGAUUUAUAUAUCGCGAUCUGAAGCCCGAAAACAUUCUCCUCCACCAAUCUGGCCACAUAAUGUUAUCGGAUUUUGACCUGGCGAAGCAGUCGAACGACCCUAGUGGGAUGCCGACAAUGGUGCAUUCGGAGCAGACUGGGAUCCCUCUGGUGGACACGAUGACGUGCACGGCAAACUUCAGGACAAACUCUUUCGUUGGUACGGAAGAGUACAUUGCACCGGAAGUUAUCGCUGCGCAAGGCCACACGGCAGCGGUGGACUGGUGGACACUCGGGAUACUUAUAUAUGAGAUGAUUUACGCAACGACACCCUUUAAAGGGCACGAACGUAAUGAUACCUUUCAUAAUAUCCGCUAUCAGCCUGUGCAGUUCCGCGACAGUCCGAAAAUCUCAUCAGCAGGCAAGGACUGCAUGACGCGAUUGCUGGACAAAUCUGAGCGGACACGAUUGGGAAGCAAGAGCGGGGCGAGUGAGGUGAAGCAGCACAAGUGGUUUGGGAAAAUCAACUGGGGGCUGCUUCGGAACACGCGACCGCCGAUUGUGCCCAACUCGUCGAACGCGACCGACGCAGCGAAUUUCCGGAACAUGAAGGAGUCGCACUCGCUGCAUCUAGAGGAGCAGCGGGGGCCGGGGCUGAGUGUGGAGGAGGCGGAGGACCUGUUCGGGGCGUUUUCGAGCGUGACACUACACUACGAUGGGGAUACGUAA
Messenger RNA from Cyclocybe aegerita, 2013 nucleotides. The record is from the annotation of a GenBank genome assembly. NCBI's taxonomy places the organism in Eukaryota, Fungi, Basidiomycota, Agaricomycetes, Agaricales, Hemipholiotaceae.